Molecule: messenger RNA, 828 nt
Organism: Fusarium subglutinans
Lineage: Eukaryota; Fungi; Ascomycota; Sordariomycetes; Hypocreales; Nectriaceae
Product: glycerophosphoryl diester phosphodiesterase
Exons: 1
Coding region: 1-828 (275 amino acids)
Biological process (GO): lipid metabolic process
Molecular function (GO): phosphoric diester hydrolase activity
Source: RefSeq, a predicted model, not a curated record
AUGAACUAUUCCGGAUAUAUCGCCGAUCCUCAUCGCCAGUGUGCAAUCGUCGCCCACCGUGGCUUAUGGACUGAAGCUCCUGAGAACAGCUUGCUUUCCAUCCGACGCGCCAUAGAAGCUGGCUACAAUAUUGUUGAGAUAGACGUACGCCGUACCUCUGAUGGCGAAUUCGUACUACUCCAUGAUAUAACCCUGGAUCGAAUGACUGGAGUCGACAGGACGCCAGAAGAGUUGACUUUGGAAGAACUGAUAUCGCUUCCACUCAGGAACCGCGAUGGAGGCCCUCACAAUCCAUUCACCGAGGAAAAGGUGCCAAGCUUACGCGAUGUCUUUGAACUCACACGCAAUAAGAUUUACAUCCACCUCGACAUCAAGCAUCGUCAAGUCAUCCCAGAAGUGCUGGCGUAUGCACAGAAGAUGGGCGUCGAAAAACAGGUUGAUUUCUGGGCUGAUUUAAAGACGGAGGAUGAUCUAGCCUGGAUCAAAGCCAAUAUCACCAUACAUGGCGUUGUAUUCAUCGCACGCACUCAUCUCGAGCAUGAUGACUGGCGAGAACAGGCCAAGCUUGCUCUCGAACUGAAGCCAUUAAUCUGCGAAGCCUCAUUUCGGGACAUCUCACAGGUCGAUGCAAUAAAAGAGCACUUCCAUGACGCCGGAAUCACCCUCUGGGUCAAUACUCUGGAUAGUGUCGCCUCUCCAGGUUUCACUGACAGCGCUGCAUUGGAGGACCCUGACGCGGUCUGGGGCCGGCUGUUCCGAGCUGGUUUCUCCGCGAUCCAGACUGAUGAGAUGGCGGCAUUGCGGUCCUUUUUGGACACCCUGAAUUGA